Molecule: messenger RNA, 444 nt
Organism: Meleagris gallopavo (turkey)
Lineage: Eukaryota; Metazoa; Chordata; Aves; Galliformes; Phasianidae
Source: RefSeq, a predicted model, not a curated record
AUGCUGUCUGUCACAGUGAUGUCAACGGAUACAACUGUAUUUGCCCUGAAGGAGCCCGUGAGCUUUGCGGAGGUGGCCGUGUAUUUCAGCAGGGAGGAGUGGGCGCUGCUGGACCCUGCGCAGCGAGCGCUCUACCGGGACGUGAUGCUGGAGACAUACCAGUGCGUGGCCUCGCUGGUUCCAGCCCCCAAACCCGUGCUGAUUUCCCUGCUUGAAGGAAGGAAAGAGCCCUGGAUCCCAGAUAUGCGUAGCCCUGAGGCCAUGCCAGGAGACCUCAGCCCAGGAACUUGGAUUACAGAUAUAUUGGAAGAUCUGCAGGGAAGUGGAGUGGCAGAAAGGCGGUGGGGUAGUGUCUGUGUGGAGGAAAUCAGAAGGGAUGUCCAAGGAGGUCUGGAGCAGGGUCAGAGUGAGUGCAUCAAAAAGCCACUGGGAAAGUGUCUGGGA